Messenger RNA from Drosophila innubila, 3709 nucleotides. It is a transcript of the gene GCC185, whose product is annotated as GRIP and coiled-coil domain-containing protein 2. Lineage: Eukaryota; Metazoa; Arthropoda; Insecta; Diptera; Drosophilidae. The transcript is spliced from 5 exons. The record is from RefSeq and is a predicted model, not a curated record. The coding region runs from base 143 to 3538 and encodes 1131 amino acids.
CACUAGUUUAUAAUAACCAUCUGACAAACUGUUAAAUUUUUAUUUGGUUAAAAAAAAGCUUCUUAAGAAAAUAGGAAGCAAUUUAAAUCGACACAUGAAUGAAUUUAGAACAGUUUAAGAAAGGUGGCAAAUAGUAUUGAGCAUGGACACAUCACACAGAGACACGCAGAAGAAUCCAAUCGAAGCUUUGAGUAAAGAUGAACUCAUUUCCAAAUAUAAAGGGCUGCUCGGCAUUGCCAAGAAAGCGAAGCUAGCCAAAGAUGAGCUCACCGAGGAGAACCGACAGUUAAAGGAGGCUCUGACAAAGGCCGCAGCCAAGCAGAGUAGUCUUGCAGCGAUGCAGGAGAUGCUGCAGGAAUUUACGGACAAGAAUCUUUUAUUAACGGAGCAAGUGAACAGCCUACAGCGCAGGACCAAAGAGGAUGCUGAUCGAUUGGAACAGUUUGAGAUUGAAAACGAGAGCUUGAAACGUCAAAUAGGACGUCUAAGCGAUGAAAAUGAUGAUCUCCUUGCGGACGUCGAACGCAUGGAGCAGGCCAUGCACCAAGUUAACGCACUUGGCAACGAACAGCGCAAGAAUCUCGAAUUACUCGAGGUGGACAUUGCCAAAAUCAAGGAGUCAGAGGCGCAUAAUGAUAUACUAAGAGAACAGGCCGAGAGUGCAGCGGAAGAGACGAGACUGCAUGUCGCCAAGCUUGCUGAACUCCAAGAGAAAUAUGACUCAGUCAAGCAACUGAAUUCCGAGCAACGCAAAAAGUUCAAUGCACUCAAGGAUCGGUUCAUCGAUGUGUAUCGAAAGCUUAAGAAUCUUAAGGAAUGCAAGUGUGUUUUACUAGAAACGCAGCAUGAAUAUGCGGCCUCCGUUUCCAAGUGGCAGCAGGAGAUUGUCAAGGCAUCACAGCUGCUCUGCGCCAAGAUGACAACAUUACAAGAAGAGAACCUGGAGCUAAAAGAACAGCUAGAGGCAACAAAUCGAACGUCCCAAGUAUCAUUCUGCAAUAAACGGUUGCUCCAAAAGGUUAACGAGAUGGAACGCUUGUCUAAGCUGGUCAAGGAACAGCAGGCACAGCAACAGCAGCUUCCAAAGAAUGCACUAGACAUAGAUGGUGUGCUGGCCAAGUUAAACCGUGUAGAGCAUCUGGCGAAUAUCGUGCGGGAGCAACUAAGCUCCCAGCAAACUGAAUCAGCUGCCAGUACACUCAACGUAGCCCACUUUAAAGAUAGGAUCAAUCAACUGCAGCGCUUAACUCAGGUGCUGCAACAGGAACGCAGUGAGCAACAAUCUGCACUGGAAUUAAUGAAGCAACGAUACGAGCGCGAAAAUGCACAACUGGAGGCCAGUUGUGUGGAGUUGCGACAGCACAAUGAUGACUUGCAGUCGCGGUAUCAACUGAAGGAGCACGAGCAUGCCGAAUUACUGGCCGAGAUGCGGGAACUGAACGAGGCACUAAAAGCACGCGGCGAUGUCAUUUCACGGAUGCAGGAGCAGCAUGACAAGAGUCAUAAGGAGCUUCAAGUUCUAGCCGACAAGCUGACGGAGAAGGCACAGCAGCUGGAGCAAGCUCAGGGCAGAGUUGAUGAACUGGAGCAGCAAGAUCACAUGAAUGGCGAUGCACAGAGCGAUGUGCUGUCCACCUCAACAAUAUCACGUGCCGAGGAAUUGAGUCGCCUGCGCGAACUGGACGAUGGAUACGAGGAGAAAUACAAUAAGCUGCGUUCGCUGGCCGCUAAACUGAAGAAGAAACUUCAGGAACAGACCCAGCAAAUUAAAGACAUGGAACAAGCGGGCUCAACAAAACUGGAGACCGAACUGGAAGCUAUCAAAUUAGCGCAGACGCAGCUGCAACAAGACUUGAAUGCAGCGCGUGCCGAAAACCAAAAACUUAAGUCCAAGGACAAGUCAAAGAGCUCAAAUGUAUUGAAUCUUGAAAUUGAGGCAACUGAAAAGUCACUGGCCGAAGUGAGUACCAAACUGAUGGCCAAGUCCGCUGAACUGGAAGCCCUCAAGGAGACGCUCGUUAGCAAGGAGAACACCAUAACCAUGCUGCGUCAAGAGAUCAGCAUAUUGGAGGAAGCUCAGAGGGGAGAGGCAGCGCAUAGCAAGCAACUGAAGCAGCAAAUUGAUCUGAUGCAAGCGCAGAUUAAAGACGCUGUGCAUGGCAAGCAGCAGACACUCUCGGAAAACAAGGAACUGGAGCAGCACGUGGAGCAGCAGAAGCAACAAGUGGAGCAAAUGCGUCUGCAGUUGGCUGAGAGCACACAACAAUACGAGUCCAAGCUGAAGCAGUCCCAGGAGAUGUUAACCAGCUGCACACAGCAGUUAGAGAUGCGACUGGAUGCACUUGCUCAACUGGAGAACUCCUUGCGCAACACUGAGCGUGCCAAUGAACAGCUUCAAGCCGAGUACUCUGACUACAAGAUUAAGGCGCAGUCAGUGCUGCGCAAGCAACAGAAUCGUGACACGGACAAGGAGCACGACCUCGAAGCCGAGUUAUCCACGAUGCGGGACAAUGAACAGAAAUUGCGAGCCAGCAAUGCAGACAGCGCUCAGCGAAUCGCCCAGCUGGAGUCGCAAUUGGAUAGCUUACAGCAGGAGAACACACAACUAAUGCGACAAAGUCAGAAGCUGUUGGGCGCUUCCGAUGAGCUGCGUGAGCAAGUCGACAACUUAAGCCAGGACAACCAACGGCACCUGCAGCAACAACAACAGCAGCUGCAACAACAUCGCCAGCAGAUUGAACAGAUGGAUGGUGUGCAUCAAUUGCAGGUAUCCCAACUGCGGCAGCAAAUUGAACAGCUCAAAAAGGCAGCUUCUGUCAUUCCCCUUGUCCCACCAAUGCCCAAAGCGGGUGCAGCUGGCAUCGAUGUCACUAGCGCGGAGCAGAGCAAGAUUGAUUAUCUACUGGACCACGACAGCAGUGGUGAGACACUGGCACAGCUAGCAGCACAGCGAAAGAUUUCCACUGCUUCCCGUCGAUCGCACGAUUUUAUGCCACUGGACGAGCUACUGAAUACAUCCCUAAAUGCCAUCAAUAGUGAUACAGUGACGACGAUUUCCAACUUUGGACGCAGCGUCAGCAUGCAGGAUGAUGACUUGGAGCUGGAUGCACGUGGGGAAACGCAAGCAGCACUAAUGGCCACCAAAGAGCGCUUAAACAUACAGGAGAGUCGUGUCCGUCAUCUGACUUCCCUGCUGGCCGAGAACGAGCAGGAUCUGGCCAAGCUAACGCAAAUGAAUGAUAUGCUCAAAGAGGAACUUCGGCGCCAGGAACGUUCAGAGGAGCGGGAACAGCACAUGCACAAUUCAGAGUAUCUGAAGAAUGUAUUCCUGAAGUUUAUUACACUGACCAACACGGAUGAGAGACAACGCCUGGUGCCGGUGCUCAAUACAAUACUACGUCUGAGUCGCAACGAAAUGGAAAUGCUGAAUUGUGUGGCCAAGGGUCAGAAAGUUUCCACUGAUGGCAAUAAUCGUAGUUGGACGGGAUUUCUAAGUGCCUGGAGUGGAGGAGGUAACUCGGCGAGCAAUAGCAACUAACUGCCGAACAGUCCUUUCGUUUUUAUUGGUAUUAUUGGUAUUACUUAAUAAGGGAAGCCAGCAAUUGCAUUAAUCCCUUAUUACAGUUACUCUGUAUAUGUGUAUUGUGUAAAUCUUGUAUAUGAUUAUUGUCCCCAAAAUUGUAUUUAUGUAUUUAAAAAAAAAAAAAAA